Messenger RNA from Boleophthalmus pectinirostris (great blue-spotted mudskipper), 1886 nucleotides. Its product is annotated as glomulin-like. Lineage: Eukaryota; Metazoa; Chordata; Actinopteri; Gobiiformes; Gobiidae. The record is from RefSeq and is a predicted model, not a curated record. Gene Ontology annotation, molecular function: ubiquitin-protein transferase inhibitor activity. The transcript is spliced from 18 exons. Bases 1 to 1761 code for a protein of 586 amino acids. Gene Ontology annotation, cellular component: cytoplasm.
AUGAAUGAAGCGCAGGUGAAUGACAUGAUCCAGCGAUGGAGAACAACUCCUGAUGAUGUCCUGAAGCCUGAGGACUACAAACACUUCCAGAGAAUUGGAUCGGCCUGUAUCUCUCAGGGCGAAACUUCACAGCUUCUAAACUUUAUUCAGGAUGACAACAAUAAGGGGAUUGUGACGUCUAUGGGCUGCACUCUUCUGUCCCCUUUGCUCUGUCAAAUACUCACCAAAGGAAAGGACUGGGACCGCUGUCAAACUGCAUUCACUUAUCUGACCCAGACCUGCUGUCCAAAGAGGGCCUUCCACAGUCUGUUGGAUCUGAUCAAAGACACUGAUCCUGGGGCCAUCUCUGAAACUAUUGUCACUGUCACUCCACAUCUGCAAACAGUUGUGCUCCGGCUGGAUGCAGAGCAGGCAGUGUGCGUGGGUCAGUCCCUGUCCUCCCUGCACUCCCAGAUGUCCCGCCUGCCUGUGCCCUACACCCCCGAGCAGGAGCAGGAGGAUCCCUAUGACCUGAGAGGCUGCCUCUCCUCUCUCAUUGCAUUCGCCAGGCCCUUUGUGGAGAAGGUGAAACUCAACAGCAGCAAAUGGGUCACGGCCAAAGAAGACGAGGAGCUCAGAGUGGAAUUACUCAAGUUCUGCAUGAGGAGCCUGCGGGAGCCAUUACUUGAAGCCCAACUGCAGAGGAACAACACAUCUCCACUUUGGCUGUUUGCCAAUGACAUAAUGAUGAUUCUUUGUGAAGUCCAGGGCCCACUUCCAGACAUUUUAUUUUUUAACUCAUUGAGGAAACACGUCUCAGACAAUGAUCAGUCUGUAGAUUCCAGAGCGUGCGUGGCCUACCUGCUUUUUGUCCAACAGAUCACAACAGACAGCUUUCCAGCAGUAUUCAGCCCUGUGUUUAUUCUCCAGUGCAACAUGCAGUACAUUGACCAAAUGCUAAACAGCAAAAAAGAAUCCUACGUACUCAAAGGACUGGCCCUUUACAAAAUCACAUUAGAGACUAUUGAGGAUCGCAGUCUCUCAGUGAAACUACUAGAACUCAGCACUUUCUGCAGUGUUUCACAGAAACUUGGUUAUAUUCUUCGCGAGUGCCCAAUUAAACAUCUGAAAGAAUCCGGACUGCAGAUUUUACAGAUGUUCAUCGACAAAUUAGACGCUGAAGCAAAGCACAAGUUUUUUAGAUGUAUGUUGAAAACCAGCAACCACUCAGGCAUAGAGGGCUUCAUAGUGAAAAACAUCAGGAAUGAAGUCGAAUUCUGCUUAAAGUCUGGAAAUGAAAACAAAUGGUUCAUGGGACCUGAGCUCUCACCACUGUUGGGGCUGGUGCUGUGUUUGCCUCAUGGUUCAGAAACAGACCUGCUCAACAAUAUGGACAAGAUCAUGGAGAGCCUAAAUCUUCUGCGGUACCUUCUCCUUCGAAACAACGAGUUAGCAAUCCAUACUGCAGUGUGGGCAGAGCUGUGCAGGUUGAGAGAUGACUAUGUUAAAAUGCUGCGAGUUUGUCUCAGCUUAUCCAGAGGCUACUACUCCUCUGAACUCAAGUCACUGCAGGAGGACCGCAAACUACAGGUUCAAGAGGCCAGAGCUGCAGCAAGAGACAAAGCAUUACUUCAGAAAAUCAAAUUGAAACAGGAGAAAGUAUCCAGUCUGUCUCCAGAGGUCCAACACCAGGUUUUACAGAGUGCCAUGGUAACUUUUGACCUGAUGGAGAGCCUUAUUUUCCGCAUUGAGGAGAUCACAGAGGAAACAAUGAAGAUGUAAAGAUGCACUGUUUAACAUUUCUCUGACAUCUGAUUGUCUCCAUGGAGAUGUUAUUGCUCUUGCUUGGAAUGUUCCAUGGUAUGGCAUUUGAUUGAUUUACUUCCAUGGAGACGAGCAGGUGACGA